Penicillium angulare is the source of this 1911-nucleotide messenger RNA. RefSeq names its product Cupin domain protein. Gene Ontology annotation, cellular component: kinetochore. Bases 1 to 1911 code for a protein of 636 amino acids. Gene Ontology annotation, molecular function: centromeric DNA binding. NCBI's taxonomy places the organism in Eukaryota, Fungi, Ascomycota, Eurotiomycetes, Eurotiales, Aspergillaceae. The record is from RefSeq and is a predicted model, not a curated record. The transcript has 5 exons. Gene Ontology annotation, biological process: kinetochore assembly; attachment of mitotic spindle microtubules to kinetochore; spindle attachment to meiosis I kinetochore.
AUGGCUCGUGGUGGAGUGAAGUCCCGCGAAUUAGACUGGACUUCUGUAGGAACCCAGGGAAGACGAACUGGAAUUACACUGAAGGAAGGAAAGCGCGACGAGCAUGGAAUGGAAGAAGUGGAUGGGCUUUUCUCGUCUCCUGAGAAAUCACCCACCGAAUUAAACGGUUUUGAUGACGAGGGCAGUGAGGAUUCAAUCGGCUCUGAGGGGAUGUCUAUAGAGGAUGGCAAUGCGCCGGGCCCUCUGGACUAUCUUAACCCCCAAAGCAACACACGUACCUCCUUACUGUCUGCGCCCGGUCGUUCGCCUGCGAAGGGUCGCUCUGCAUUUACUCGAAGAUCUCCUGAUCUGCACUCCACACCAGAGCCAGAGGGGGACCUAUUAUCCUCUAGUCCAUCCGAUGACAGGAGCUUAAACGUGACACGUCCUUCGCGCCAGGAGCAUUCUCCAUUAACCGCCAGAUCCGCAAACGCGAACAUCUCCAGGCAGAGGGUCAAUUCUCAGCGAACUACGAAAGCGCAAAUGGCAGCUUCUGAGCCCACAGUCCUACCUGAAUUUUCAGAUGGGGAAGGCGAUGAGAAUGCCAAUUCGUUUCUGCCUGGGGACGAUGAUCAAUACGAUAGCUUUGGUGCGGGUGAUGACACCGUUCUUCCCGAUGGUGGUGAUGAUUACGACGAUGAUGUCGCAGAGCCAAUCACUGAAAAUCACAGUGAGCCGGAGGAUGAGGAUGAGAAUGAGGAUGAGGAACCGCCCAAAACAUCGAAGAAUGCAACAUCGACCUCGAAAGAAACAAAGAAGGGGCUCGCAAAGAAGAGCGGCAAUCCAGGGAAAACCGAAUCUUCAGGUCCGAAAGGUCGUCCUGCGAAAACAGCACGCCCCGUUGACGAAGACGAUGAUGAAGCUGCAGCCGCAGAUGCAAGACCAACCAAGAAGCAAAAGACAUUGAAGAAGAAACCCGAGGAAAAUCGCGCGCAAUUGGACCCCGAGCUUGAAAAAGUGGUUGAAAAUUACGCUCAGCGUUCAGGUCCAUUAAAGGGCCGUAGCUUAUACAUUCUUAAGAGAGAGAACCCAACAGAUCCGGCCUCCACCCAUACUCGUUCUGGACGAACAUCCAUUCGGCCUCUCGCUUACUGGCGCAAUGAAAGAUGUGUUUAUGGUGAUAACGAGGCGGUAGAAGACGGCCAUCGUUUCCCACUCUCCACUAUCAAAGAAAUCGUUCGCACCGAGGAGCUUGAACCAGAGCAGAAGAAAAAAGGCAAAAAGGCAGGUCGUAAAGGAAAGUCCAAGAAGCGUGGGAAUGAAUCUUCAGAUGAUGAAGAUGGCGAAGCAGAUAUUUGGGAGAAAGAAGGUGUUCUUCAUGGCUACAUUCCUAGAUGGGACCCCAAGACACAAGCAAGCAGCAAGGACGAAGAUAUCCUAGAUAUUGCAUACGCUCCUUCUGGCAUUGAGACAAGAGAGGUCAAAGACUCUACUUUCCGAUUUGCCAAGUUGCUUAGUUCUUCUUUCAUUGGAUCUGGUGUUGUAGAGCUCCCACCGGAGGGCGUGAAGCGACCCAAAAACUCGAAGAAGAUGCACAUGGUCUUUUAUGUUUGCCAUGGACGUGUGCAAGUCGAUAUUUCAGGAGUCCAGUUCAGUGCUGGAAAGGGAUGCGUCUUCCAGGUUCCUCGAGGCAAUUACUAUAGCUUUCAGAACGCCCACAGGAAAGAAGCACGGUUGUUCUUCACGCAGGGAUGUGUACCAGAGGACGAGGCCUCUCCUACAUCUCAAUCGAGACCUGCUGUACAAGAGAGCGAAUUUGAAGUCGACGGCGAAGUUGAAAAUGGAGCUAAAGGUGGCUCAUCUGCAGCCUCAGUUAGAAAGGCCCGUGGUCGCCCCAAGGCCAAGCCGAAGGCCAAACAAAUCUUGUCUUGA